This is a messenger RNA of Lentinula edodes (shiitake mushroom), 722 nucleotides long. RefSeq names its product adenylylsulfate kinase. Bases 17 to 640 code for a protein of 207 amino acids. Lineage: Eukaryota; Fungi; Basidiomycota; Agaricomycetes; Agaricales; Omphalotaceae. The record is from RefSeq and is a predicted model, not a curated record. Gene Ontology annotation, biological process: sulfate assimilation. The transcript has 5 exons. Gene Ontology annotation, molecular function: adenylylsulfate kinase activity; ATP binding.
GUCGUCUUUCCUUCCUAUGGCAUCAAACAUUACUUUCCACGAAGGCACGGUGUCCUCUGACGAGCGAGCUCAACUCAUUCAACAGAAAGGAGCUACGAUCUGGCUUACGGGGCUCAGUGCGAGUGGCAAGUCCACGAUCGCCUGCGCAUUGGAACAACAUUUACUACAUUUACGCAAGUAUACCUAUCGUCUAGACGGGGAUAACGUUCGAUUUGGCUUGAACAAAGAUCUUGGUUUCGACGAGAAAUCACGCAAUGAAAACAUUCGUCGAAUUGGAGAAGUCUCAAGACUCUUUGCAGACUCAUGCUGUUUGACUAUUACUGCUUUCAUCUCUCCCUACCGUGUAGAUCGCGAAUUUGCACGCCAGAUUCAUGAAAAAGCCGGCUUACCUUUCGUCGAAGUAUUUGUCGAUGCACCUCUCAGUGUAGUCGAGCAGCGGGAUCCAAAGGGUCUCUACAAGAAAGCUCGUGCUGGAGAAAUCAAAGAUUUUACUGGAAUCUCCGCACCCUACGAGACCCCAGAAACUCCAGAAAUUCACCUGAAUACUGCAAUCACAGACGUUGCUGAAAGUGUUCGAAUAAUCACGCAAUAUCUUGUCAGCCAUGGUUACAUACCAGAAACCACCACGGAAACAUCUUAGAAUUGUACACUGUUGUUCCAACCAAGUAUCUUUAUAGAUUAUUGUAUGGCCUUCUCAACAAGGUUCUGUCAACCUAAAUAAU